CACCCUAAUUCUCCAUCGUUGUUCCGGCACACGCAGCUUAUUGCUCCUACCGGCGAAUCCGAGGAGUAAGACCCGUCCAUAUUGAUUUUGAGGGCGUUUGCAGUCGGCCUUUUCCAGUUCUGAGAUCUGCCAGAGUACUGUGGCUAGGAGAUUGAAACUUGUUGAGGUAUGGGUGAAAUCUUGAAGCCAUUCAUCUAUUCGACGAAGGCCGUAGUGUGAGAUGUGGAUCUGUAAGGCUGGGUCUUGCCAAACUUCUCGGUGUCGUUGCUGCUUUCGUCCGGCGGUCUGGUUUGCUUUCUCUUCAAAAUUCUCGAGACCUUGUUGCCGGCUUGCCCAUCGCCCCCGCCCCUCACCAUUCACCGCCCUUACUGCCGGUUUAGCCAUCGUCGCGCCUCUACCUCGCUUGCCGGCUUAUUCUAACACCACAACAGCAGUCCCUGGCGGUUUCCGGUGACUCCAGGCGGCAUCUCGGCUCCACUUUAUGCCGUCACCGCUUGCUGUUUUGUUUCCUCUGCUACGUUUGAUUUCCUUUCGCAGGUUGCCCACAGCAGACUAGCAUGGAUCGAACCCACACCAUCGCCGCCAAGCAGAGUCCGACCAACAAGCCUUCACCGUUGCUUCUUUUGUUCUAGCGAACCUGCCUGCAAUUUGCUGCGUCCUUUGCUGUAUUGCCAUCGUUGCUGCUUUGGUCGUGACAUUCCUCCUCAGUCCUCACCGGUUGUCGUAAAGCUCCCCGUCCCGCUCCCGAUUCUUGGAAGCAAAUACUUCAAACUAAAAUUUUAGCGGACGCAGUUAAGAUGGAAAGAAAAAGGAGCUCUUCUUUGGAAACGGGAUCCACAAGCCAUGGCUCGUCUGGAACUGAGUACGAUGUGUUCUUGAGUUUUCGAGGACCGGAUACUCGCGCUAAUUUCACGGAUUCCCUCUAUCAUACCCUCUUGGAUAAGUGUAUCAAUGUUUUCAUAGACAAGCAAGGGAUUGACGUUGGUGAAGAGAUCAGUCCUGAGAUUUUCCAAGCCAUUGAUAACUCAAAAAUUGGCAUCCCCAUAUUCUCUAGAGAUUAUGCCUUUAGUAGCUGGUGCUUGCGCGAGCUAGAGCACAUGAUGCAGCGUUGGAAAACCAACGAACUGGAGGUGAUGCCCAUUUUCUAUGACGUGGAACCCUGUGACGUGAAGCUUGAAACCAGAGUGUAUGCGGAUGCACUAACUCUACAUAAAGAAAAACGUGGGGCUGAGAUUGUGCAGCGGCUGGGCGAAGCGCUCGGGGAAGUUACUGGAAUCAAGGGAUGGGACACCAAGAACAGAGGCCAUGGAGAACUUGCACGUUUGAUUGCUCAGAAAGUGUCAGUUAAGCUUAAGGUGUCUUGUGUUGAUAUAUCUGAUCAUUUAGUUGGAAUGGAUGAAUCAAUGAAUGAAGUAGUAAAUUUGCUGAAUGUUGAAUCUGAGGGUGUAAGGCUCAUUGGUAUUUGGGGAAUGGGUGGAAUAGGCAAGACAACUCUUGCCAAGGUCAUGUGCGAAAAGCUAUCUUCUAAUUUUGAUGGUUGCAGCUUCAUUCCAAAUGUCCGAGAAGCAUCACAAGGUUCUGGAGAAAAGGAGAGCUAUGCAACUUACAUGUGGGAUGAUUGUGGAUUUUUUCCGAAUGAGGGGAUUGAAGUUUUGCUUUUAAUGUCCUUAGUGAAAAUCAGAGGAAAAAAUCGACUAUGGAUGCAUGAUCAGCUUAAGGACUUAGGCAGGAGUAUUGUGCAGCAAGAAAAUUGCAAUGAUCCAAUAAAGGGUUCUCGAGUGUGGUGGAAUCAGCAAGGUGGUCCAGAUAUUGUCCAGCAAAAGAAGGGAACAGGAACUAUUGCAGUGUACUAUAAUAAAUCUGAGGUGCUUCUGCAAGACUCUGUUUUGACAUCAAAAGACUUUAUUGAAGUGCCAAAUAUUAGAUUUCUUGAAUUGUUUGAUUGGACCCUCUCUGGAGACUUUGGGGAUCUCUUUUCAGAAUUGAGAUGGCUUACUUGGUCGGGUUAUCCAAAAGAAAUGCAGGCAACCAACUUUUGCCCAAGAAAUCUAGUCAUCCUUCAACUACAUGGGAGCAGCCAAAUAGAUGAACAUUGGAGUGGUUGGACUCAACUCAAGGUGGCUACAAGAUUGAAGGUCCUUGAUUUGUCGGAUUGCAGAAUGUUGAAAGAAACUCCAAAGCUCUCGGCAUUUUUAUCCUUAGAAGAAUUAAUUCUAAAGGGGUGUGAAAUGCUUACGAAACUUUCCGACUCAAUCGGAAUGCUAAAAUAUUUAGUUAAGUUGGAUGUUUCAUGUACAAGCAUUGUAGAGUUACCAACUAGUAUUGUCAAUCUGAAGAGCUUAAAAUUGUUGAAGAUUGAUGGUAGUUGCAUGAAAAAGUUACCUGAUUGCAUUGGGAUGAUGGAGAAACUAGAGAAAAUUUAUGGAGUAGGUUGCCGACAGCUAGAAGUGAUUCCUAGUGAUAUUAUAGGACUACCAUCCUUGCAAAUUUUGAAAUUAACAGAUACUCGUGUGGAGAAUAUACUGAAGCUAACACAGAGUUUGGUAAGUCUGUCUAUCCUCACAUGUUUCAGAAAAAGAUUCGGAGAUCUCCAAUUUAGUGAGUUUAAAAAAUUUGAAAUUAUGUUUUCCCAUAACAUUGUAGAUGUUCUCGUUUAUGGGAGCAGUAUUGGUUAUAACCUGUUUUUAUUAUUUGAUGCUGAGGUAAUUUAAAAAUAGAUCCAUGUUCUUUUAUUAGUUGUUGAGGACAACAUUGAAAGAAAUGAAGGGUGACGAUGAGUGAUUUUAGCUUAAGUUUGGAAUGCAUGUACAUAGUAUUUAUAAAGUUACUUUCAUGAUAUACUUGCUUAGUCGAUAUAUUUGCUCAUGUUCUGCAAUACUAAUAUAAAUUAAACUCGUUGGAUAUAACAUAAUUAUUUGACAGGUGGUUAUAAGAUUGAAGGUCCUUAAUCUGUCGCUUUGCAGAAUAUUGAAAGAAACUGCUGAAAUUUUUGCAUUUGGAUCCUUAGAAAAAUUAAUUCUAAAUGGGUGUAAAAUGCUUACAAAACUUUCUGACUUGUUUGGAAAGCUGAAAUAUUUAGUUGAGUUGGAUGUCUCAUGCACAGGUAUUGUAGAGUUGCUAAAUAACAUUGUCAAUUUAAAGAACUUGAAAGUGUUAAGAUUAACGGUAGUUGCAUGCAAAAGUUACUUGAUGCCAUUGGGAUGAUAGAGAAACUUGAGGAAAUUUAUGGAGAGGGUUGCUGGCAGUUAGAAGCGAUUCCUAGUGAUAUUGUGAGACUAAGAUCCUUGCAAAUUUUGAAAUUAGCAGAAACUCGUGUGGUGAAUGUACCGAAUCUUCCACAUAGUUUGGUAAAGUCUAUAUCCAUCCUCACAUGUUUUACAAAAAGGUUUGGAGAUUUUGAAUUUCGUGAGUCUAAAAAAUCUGAAGAAUCUGAAAUUAUGUUUUUCCAUAACAUUCUAUAUGUUAUUGUUUAUGGAAGUAGUGUUGGUUAUAAUCUGACUUUUUAUUAUUCGAUACUAGGGUAAUUUAAAAAUAGAUCCAUGUUCUUUUAUCGGUUGUUGGGAACAACAUUGGAAGAAAUGAAGCGUGAUGAAGAGUGAUUUUGACUUAUAGGAAUGCAUGUAUAGAGUAUUUAUAAAGUUACUUUUGUUGAAUGCUUGCUUAAUCAAUAUAUUUGCUUAUGUCCUGCAAAACUAAUAUAAAUUAAACUCGUUGGAUAUAUUUAAUUAUUUGACAGGUGGCUACUAGAUUGAAGGUUCUUGAUCUGUCAGACUGCAGAAUGCUGAAAGAAAUUCCAGAGUUCUCUGCAUUUUUAUUCUUAGAAAAAUUAAUUCUAAAUGGGUGUUAACUGCUUA
Molecule: messenger RNA, 3854 nt
Organism: Eucalyptus grandis
Lineage: Eukaryota; Viridiplantae; Streptophyta; Magnoliopsida; Myrtales; Myrtaceae
Product: disease resistance protein RPV1-like
Exons: 7
Coding region: 798-2711 (637 amino acids)
Biological process (GO): signal transduction; defense response
Molecular function (GO): ADP binding
Source: RefSeq, a predicted model, not a curated record